AACAUAUUUUUGUCUCAUCAAUAUGCAAGGCGGAACAAAGAUCACAAAAACUCCCUUUACAAAUUCAUCAUUCGAGACAGGAAAACCACGGAUUGAAACAAGAAGAUAAACAGUAUGAAAUUGAAGGAAAUACAAACACAUAUAAAACGGGGCAAAGAGGCGCAAAACAUUAGAAACAAUUCAAAACUCACGAACUCACAAACAACAAAGGUAGUUGCAUGUUUGACAUGAGUCAAAAGGGUUGAAGUUCCACAUAAGUCAGUCACUUUCCUCUCUCUCUCUAUGUGAUUUUUGUCUUUCCCCGCAACCACCACUGAUCGUAUUCUGAACAGAAGCAAACAGUGAUGGAGAAAUCAAGAAUGUGAGGAAAGUUUGUGUCAGAAACCCAACUGACCCACUUAGAGAGAACCUUCGAUUUCUCCGAGAGAGAGAGAGAGACCAAACACUUUUAGCACUGUUUCUUCUUCCGACAACCAUGAAUCCUAGUAAAGUUGAAGCAGAAGAUCUAUUCCACCAUCACUUGGACCCGCAACAUCACCAAAUCUUGGAUCAAUCACAGCCGUCAAUUCUUCACCAGGACGAUGAAGAACCGUUCUUUUCUGAUAUCGGUUUUUUCCGCGACGAAGAUGACGAUGCUGCCAGCCAUAGUUCCUCCGACCCCGAUCAACAUCAGCUAAUUCAGUCGUCGCUACCUCAUUUGGACCAGCAAAACGGCAUCGUUUCUGCAAACCCUAACCCUAACCCUAAUUUGGGUUUGGGAAAGUCCGGCGAUAAAAAUAAGGCGGAGAAACGCCACCGGCAUACGGCUGGUGCAUCGGCGGCGGCGUAUAUAAACCCGGAACCCCACAUUUCAUCUCAAUUCUACACAUUCAACAAGGAAUCCCAUGCGCUGAUGAUACGCUGCCUCCUUGAGGGUCGCGUCGCCACGCCGGAGGAAAUUCGAUCUGUCACGCCGGCGUCGGUGCUCCAGAGCUGGCGCGUGGUGUGGAAGGACCGGAAUGAGGACACAGCGUAUCUCACGGCCUGGAAGCGGAUACAGGACAAGCUCGUUGUGAGUAUCGACCCCGUGAAUGGUAAUGAAUUACUGUGUUUCAAGAAUAAUUCGAGUCAAUUUGUUUCCCAUGUUGAUCAAUGGCAUGAUAUAGUCACGAGCUUUCACCGUGACGCUGAUUUAAAACACUUAGGUCUCAAAGAAACUAUAGAAAAAAUCAAGCAGGUUUGGACUGUAGGUGCUAAAUUUUAUGGCAUACCUGAGAGUUAUAUUAGGGUCUGUGUUGAGGUGUGUCCCGUGUGCUCUGAGUCUGCGCCACGUACUAAGAGGCGUAGGUUCGAGUAUACUGAAUCAUUCUAUGUACCAGCAAAGGAAGUGCCCGUUAGAUUACAGCAAUUAGCUGCCAAGUAUAAAGUGGUGUUGUGUAUUAGACAGAAAUAUAUAAGGUAUAAGCCAUUUAUGGCUGAGGUUAAAGAUUACGCGUGUCAUCGAGCAGGAGAGCCUGCAUCCUCGAAGAAAUCGAGGAUUUUAAAGAGGGAGCCUUACGCGUCAAAACGGUGUGGGUGUGGGUUUCGUAUCAGGGCGAUAGUUCCAAUAUCGAAUUAUAAUGAGAAGGAUAAGACAUUUGUCUAUCAGGAGGAAGGGACAGCAGUCUUUAAGUUGUAUGCGGUGCACUCGGGGCAUGAACCUGGCCCUUUGGAUGGGAAUGCAAGGAUAAUGCAUCGAGUUGUUGGGCAUAAAGGAGGGUUCUUGAUGGAUCAGGAAACAGUGUAUGGGAUGGGUGAUGAAGCAGAAAAUGAAGACUUUGGGUUCCUUGGGAAGGAUGGUGGGGAUCUGCAACAUUCGAUUUUGCAGCAAAUGCAGGAAGCAAGGAAUGAGAUUGGGCUACUUGAGGGCCAGAUCGGGAAAGUUCCUCAUGAGUUAUUGUGCUCUGUGUCGCGUGAACUGUUUGAUUUUGUGAAUAAGCUUAGGAAUGUGAGAGAAUAUGGAUCCAAGUCAGUUGGAUUGCUCUCAGAUAAGCCGAUAUCGGAUGAUCUCUUGGUUGGGGAAAAUGAUUUGGCAGAUUGGGGCGCUCAUCAUCAUCAUCAUCGCAUUUAUGAGGAUGGCAAGGAUGCAGAGCUCAUCGAGGAAGAUGAAGACAGCUUCGGGAGGACACUUGGGGAGGUUGCAUCUUGGGAUCAGAUAAGGUCAGGUUGUAGGAACGAGAAGGAUCUACUGGGUGAGUCUUGUAAAUCAGAGAAACCAGUGGAAUGCAAUGAGUUUGAUCAGAAGCGCAUUCUUGAGUGUGGGAAUUCUAAACUGACCAAGCCCUUAAGGCAUGAUGAGAGUAUAGAUACAGAUGUAGGUUUCGUUGUAGAGAACUUCUAUCCAGAGAACCCUAAAUGGUUUGAUUCGCCCUGUGAACUGGACUCCGGCACAGACUGUGGCGACAGUGGAUUCAAGCCUGGGGAGAUUGUUUAGAGAUCUUACAGCUGGUGGCAAAAGCUUCUAGUUGGAGGUGGCAAUUUGGAACUCUUAACUAUUGUUGAUGUACGAAUGAUGGCUUAUUUCUAUGGCUUCUGAGUGAGAUUGAACAGAGAUACAUGAAAUGAUUCUAUUCAGUGGUUUGAAAAUUAUCAUGUAGAUAGAUAUCCUUAGUAACUCAACAAGCUAAUCAACUUAUCUUGAUGCGGGAAAAGAAAAAAGAAGACAAGGAGAUCAAUCUAGCUUAUUUUGGUUCGUUUUGGACAAUGUCUAGUUUGACCUGUUGGCUCUAAAAUCUAUGUCCUAUUUUCAGAAACAAGGAAAAUUUGGAGAAGAUGAGACUGUGUAAUGCUCAUUUAAUUCAAAUGGUUGCAUAUCCUGAUCCCAUAUAUCUUACUUAUGUGUUAUGACACAAUAAUAACAGGUAUAUGCAACCUCGUUGAUAUUUUGAGAAUCAAUAAAAUUAAUCCAAUUUAAGUUUGAACUCUUUAUUUUUUGAAAGAUAAAUCUCAACCUAAGUACAGAAUAUUUAGAAUUGUGUCUACUAAUUUGAAUUCAAUUGUUAUCAAUGAAGCGACCUGUUUUGACUGUGUACUAAAAUCACCAGGAUUUUUCUAGGAAAGUUUUGGCAAAAUUAAAUGCUGUCAAUCUUUAAAUUUUACGCACAUUUUUGGAUUUUCUAUUAAGCCUUUAAUAAUACUAACGAUCAAAUCUAUGAAUUGUAUCAAUCUGUGAAUAUAUGAUUUGUCAAAUAACUAUAAUGAGUUGUGAUGGUGUCAUUGAGGUUCUUUUUCCAUUGGUGCUAGAGAGAAUUUUGUUGGCUGCUUGUAAUAAAAAACCUUUCCAGUCAUCUCCCUUGAGUUAGUUCAGAUUUGCUUUUGUUUGAAAAUGAAAACAACAGAUCUUCCUAUUAAAAUUGUAUUUGCUUAAGAAAAAUACAAUCAAUUUGUUCAUACUAUUGAGCAUAAGUUGCUAUGUUUAGCUUUGAGUUCUGAAAGCAGUCAUGAGGAGAGAACCUCUUAAGCUAGCAGCAAACAUUGGAAAAAGUGUGAAGGUUUAUUGUUGAAGAACUAGUUCGUGACGAUUAUCUUGAUGUGGACAUGUAAUUGAGGAAUAGAAAUCUCACAGGAACUUGUCAUUGUCUGUUAGUUUCAGUUCAACUAUAAUUGUUGUCCUCACAUAUAUCUGUAAUGGUUUCUUUUUUUCUUUUACUUGUCUGUAGUAUCUGAGAAUGAAAAUAAUGGGUAAAAGGCAAUUGAAGUUCAUUUAAGAUUCCUUUGGAUGUGUUUUGACAGCUCCCUUGCGUACAAACAGCUUAUGGAAGUUUAUCUCUCAUUACAUUACUUUCCUUUUUCUUUUUCUAUUUGAAUUGUCAGAAUAGCUACUGUUUGGUCGUAGAACAAUGUAUCUGUAUGUCUAAAGAAAGCUGAUGUAUGCUCCUGCUGCUUUAGGGAUAAAAUUCACUUCUUGAUUGUUAUUUUCCCUUUAGCAGACCUUGUUACCUGUGAGGCGUUUCCCCACUUAUCAGUAAUUUUAUUGAUCCUGCUCCACAUAUCCACAUAUGACAUACCUAACGAAGGCUAAAGUUAAGAUGCACGUACAUUUGUCCUCUUGGCAAAAACAUAAGGAAGGCCUUAUUAAUCAUUAACCUAUUGGAGCUUCUUUGGAUCUCAAUGCCCUUCAUCAACAAGUAUUUGUAUCUUCUGUAACUCUUAUAAGUACUUGUGAUUUGGUUGACAAGUUUAACAGUUAACUCAUGAAACUAGAAUCAAAAUAAAUCUUUCUCCCUGCUUUCUCAAAAAAAAAAAUGUUUCUCCCUGCUUGUGUUUUUUUUUCCUUCAAGUUAUGGCUCGUCCUGUUAGGUUUUCCAUGUGUCUAAAAAUCUACUUUAUUUAUAAAAAGAAUUUAUGUGUCUAGUUGAGUUGGUUUUGUUAUCCUAAGCCUAGAAUAAAUAGCCCAUUAUGGAUCUUGGAAAUUGGACAAGCUAGUUUUUCUGGUUCUGGGUUAUUUUGAGGAAAGUAUAAGAUGUUCAAUGAGUUAUAUGGCUACCUCCCAUAUGGAAGCCGGCACAAACUGACUGCAAGAACGUCGAUUGCACAAUGU
Nicotiana tabacum (common tobacco) is the source of this 4558-nucleotide messenger RNA. RefSeq lists its product as uncharacterized. The record is from RefSeq and is a predicted model, not a curated record. Lineage: Eukaryota; Viridiplantae; Streptophyta; Magnoliopsida; Solanales; Solanaceae.